AUCGACGAGGGACUGGGUUUAUGGCGGAACGGAUUGGCGCCGGGCACGAGGAUGUUGGGGCCGAGUCCGACUUCGAGGUUUCGGGUUUUGGGGAGUGGCCACGCUGAGCACUCCGAUGCAGUGCCAGAGAGUGCAGCCGCGGGAGCGCUCGAUCUCCGCAGCUGAAGCUCGUCGAAGCGAGCGAGCGAGCCCUCCAUUGUUUUGUGCGCAGUUUGAAGGUUUCUGCCGCUCGAUAUGGAAGCUCUGCAGAUGUACGGGGAUUCUUCCGACUCUGACGAAGAAUCCGACUCCAUCGCCCAGCCUCCUUCGAGCUCGGGUGGUCUCAAACCUCUGGCCUCCAAGACUGCGAUGGUCUUGCCGCCUCCUCCGAUCGAUCUCCUGAAUUUACCCACAGCAUUCCGAGAAAAGGACGAAGAUCCGCAUCGAGGACGAUUGCGAACCUUUCCACAUGUGGAGGGAAAUUUCGCUCUUCAUGUUUACAUUCCCGUCACGGUUCCAUCAAAUGCCAAGAGCAAGAUUCUGCCGCUGUUCGAGAGGGCUGUCAAGCUUUUUACAGACCUUCACCUACUUGGAGACGAAAUUGUUGAUGUGAGUGCGAAAGGUGCUUCUAUUUCCAAAUUUGGUGGAGAAUAUCACAUCAGUCUCUCAAGAACUGUGGCAGUUCGCGUGCAUCAGAUUGACAGUGUUGUUUCCAUGCUUCGGCGCAGAUUUUCUUCUCAAAAUCGUUACUUCGCAGAGUUUGGAAGCUGGGAGGUGUUUACGAAUGACGAAAGAACUAGAACCUUUCUGUCCUUGGAGGUUAUAAAAGCGGGCGUCUGUGAGAUGCAUAAGCAGGUUCUUGCAGUCGAUGAGGUUUUUAAGCUUCACAAUCUUCCUACGUUUUAUAAGGAUCCCAGACCUCACAUAUCAAUUGGGUGGGCAGUAGGAGACGUUUCUAUCCCGCUAAAGACGCUUGCUGACGAUCUGAACAGAUUCCAGAAUAAGGAGUUGUUGUGGUCAUCCCAAGUCAAGAAGGUGGAGUGUAAAGCAGGCCAGCGGGUGUAUGUUAUUUGGCAGUGAUCCAACACAAACCAAGAGUACUAAAAAUCGUUAUCAGUAGGUACCACCCCUUAGUCAUGAGGAACGUAGUUUGAACCGUUUAAAUAAAUAUUGUAAUGCUAGAAAGGUCAGGGCUUCAGAAUUUUGUUGCAGAAGCUUGAUUCUGUAAAUGGAUAGAAUCACCAGAAUAGAAAUGUGAUACACCGUCAUGUGUGAAGCCAAUAGUAUUACGUAGUUAGGAUAUCAUUAGCUGUUAUGUCAUAGUUAAGAUAGUUAUAAGCGGGGCGUCGUAGUAGCAAUUUUGAGAGGGGAAAACAUCAAUUUAAAAUUCAAUUUAAAAUCUGAAUCCAUAGCAGAACUUGUGAAUUGUUUCAAGUUAGAUGAUUUUAACUUAGAGUGUGCAAUGCAUCGAAGGCAGGGCAAGCUAAAUGUGUCCAAUUGAUUCAAAAAUAAAAGAAUGGGG
Molecule: messenger RNA, 1501 nt
Organism: Marchantia polymorpha subsp. ruderalis
Lineage: Eukaryota; Viridiplantae; Streptophyta; Marchantiopsida; Marchantiales; Marchantiaceae
Source: the annotation of a GenBank genome assembly